Messenger RNA from Cataglyphis hispanica, 1276 nucleotides. RefSeq lists its product as uncharacterized. The transcript is spliced from 4 exons. Bases 313 to 888 code for a protein of 191 amino acids. NCBI's taxonomy places the organism in Eukaryota, Metazoa, Arthropoda, Insecta, Hymenoptera, Formicidae. The record is from RefSeq and is a predicted model, not a curated record.
GAUAUAUAACAUCGAUGAUUCAAUAACAGGGAAAAAAAAAUGACUCUUUAGACAAUCCAAGUUUUUGAUCGCUCAUAAUAUCUGAUCGGGAACGUUUGCCGGAUGCAAAUAGCAGUGUAUUCACGUUUUCCAGGCGUCAGUCCGAGACUCAUUAUCGCGCUCUCACAAACUCGUCGAUAAGCGCGCCGAGAAAUAAGAGAACAUUCGCCCACGGUUCGUUGACCAGUGGAUCCGCGUGAAUUACUUGGGUACAGAAUUAGGAGCGCACUUCUUUCCAAGACGUCCCGUCGACAUCGAUACCGUAACGCGAUCAUGCCGCGGCUGCUUUUAUGGGUGUUCGCAUCCGUUGGCCUUUGGACGAAUUUUUCGAGGUGCUGGGAGAUACUGCUGUACCCCGAGAACACUUUGUAUCAGUUUACUAUGGGUAUCUCGACGCCGGUAGCGAUGACGAAAAGGGGCGGCAUCGUCUUCAGUUCGGGAUUUCAACUCAACUACGCUCUACCCUGGAAUCUGUCGCAGCUCGAAUCGACGAUAAUUCCUGCGAGGCACAUUAGGGAUCUCAAUUUGCAGGAAACUUACGUCACCAUUGAGAAUCUGCUGGAUGAACACGGCUGGAGGGAUGGCAGGCAAUGCCUUUUGAGAACUAUUUGCGAACUCGCGGAGACGCCACUUCGCAGGACCCAACAGGAUAUCCUCGAGGAAAUGAUUCACUUAAUUUUAACGCCCACAGAGGACUUGCCGGUAGCGAUUAAUUCCAGUCACCGGAGUGUCAACAAAUUGUAUCAGGAAGCCGAACGAUUGGGUAGGUCUGGCGGCGAUUGCAUCCUAAUGUAUCCCGAUUGCGUCGAGUCACCGUUGGAAUCAUUUACCGAGAUUGUAUUUCCUUGAGUAAUCGAAUCGUCGCGACUUCGUUUCCUUCCGGUUCAAGACGCGACUUCAAUUAAACGCUGUGUCGCGCGUUCGAUUAUGCGUGUCACUUUCUUACGUUACGUGCGAAUCUUAAGACGUGACGAGCAGCAUGUCCUGCGGCCUUUUGUUUACCGAUGAGCAAUCCAUCCCGACAUGUGACAGAUGGAAGUUUUAUCAUAAACUGAAGCUUGACACGUUCGAGUGUAAAUGACAAAUUGCAGUUUGUGAAUUAUUUAUCCUUUUUAUCUUGUAUAAAAUUUAAGAUUAUAUUACUAUUACUCGUACCUUGUAUUGUUGGAGUGAAUCAUGUUCUAUUCUUGCGUAUAAAUAUUUUAAAAUUUCAGAAAACUUUUAAAACAAUAAAAAU